AUUUUCGUGUUUCAGUUGGCCAAACGGUACCCAAUUGUAACAUACGUAAGUCGUAUAUAGUCAUUAGGUGCGUUUUGCGUUUAUCAUGUAGUUUGACGAAAGACCCAACAAUAUUGUCUCAUGAACUGUUGAACGUUCAAGUUUAUCUUUUAUAAAAUCGCUUCCUGUCCAGGUUAGCUAGUGGCGAAAUGCCUCGUGACGACCAUAACAAGCUAAGCUGAAACUGGAAUGGUUUCAUAUUGAUGACCCCUACUUCGGAAUCAAAACAAAAAAUACCACCGCCACCUUGAUGCGAUUCGCAGAUCAUUCAUAAGAGCUAAGAAGGCUCAUGGUGUGUGUGAAACACAUUUUUGAACCUCCAGAUGGAAUAUUCGACUGGUAAUAUCGCAGCAGCGACGAACUCGCAGUUCACUAAGUACAUAUACAUAUCGAUGACUACUUUAUGGAUUUAUGAUUAUUGGACAUUUUUGUUUAGAUCACACUGGGCCAAGAUGAAAGGCCUGUAUAUUGUCACACGAUAUCUCCCCUUUAUCCUUCUCGCCAUGGAUCUAUGUCUGAGCUUUGCCCCGAAUGAGACCCCAGGACUUCGCCAGAAAUGCCGGGUGUUGGCAAAUAUUAAAUCAGGCCUUAGCAUCGUGGUAGUCAUUUUCUCCGAAUGUAUCUAUCGUUCCCCCAUACUAUGUUUUUUCAUCCUCAGAACAAUCUUGCUUGCAGUCAUGCUAUUUACUUUUAUCAUAUUUAUGGGGGCCUCCAGCGGCAUUGCCUUCGCCACCACCGCUCCAGCAUCAUAUGCAACUAGCGCGAUCCCAGGAAUCACAGGGUGCUACGAGAGUUCGACCAGUUUCUGGUUAUUCAUACCAUUUCUUCUCCUUUCUGUGUUCGAACUGGGACUCAUGAUACUUACGCUCAUAAGCGCCAUACAGAACUGGCAGGAAAAUCAAAGCCACCUGUACGCUAUCCUGGUGAACCACAACGUAUCCUACUACGCAUGCGGUCUUCUAACGAACGUCUUCACAUCGUUGCUCCUCCAGUCCUCCUACCACGCCAUGUUGUAUGAGUACGCAUAUCCAUAUCAUGUUGUGUAUUCCCACUAA
Messenger RNA from Suillus bovinus, 1094 nucleotides. RefSeq lists its product as uncharacterized. The record is from RefSeq and is a predicted model, not a curated record. The transcript is spliced from 15 exons. Lineage: Eukaryota; Fungi; Basidiomycota; Agaricomycetes; Boletales; Suillaceae. Bases 363 to 1094 code for a protein of 243 amino acids.